This is a messenger RNA of Zea mays, 4934 nucleotides long. Its product is annotated as formin-like protein 6. The transcript is spliced from 18 exons. The record is from RefSeq and is a predicted model, not a curated record. Lineage: Eukaryota; Viridiplantae; Streptophyta; Magnoliopsida; Poales; Poaceae. The coding region runs from base 417 to 4577 and encodes 1386 amino acids.
AGCUGCGUCGCUUCCUCUCGAGUGCAACAGGGACACAAGGCAACAAACACAAUCUCGCCCAAUCUAGCUCACUCCGAAAGAUCAAACGCCCCACCUAAAACACCAUUAAAGAAACGCGCACAGACACAAAAAAAAAACUCUCUCCGUUCCUCUUCACACCAAAGCACGGGAGGCGAAGAAGAGGACAAGGGGCGGAAGGCUGCAAACCCUAGCGCUGGGUCGAAGCAACGUCGUGCGCCAGCCACAGGCGCCAGACCCGCGCGCACCUGCAUUCGCGAUUCCUUUACCUUCACGCCGCGGCAACUCCGCAUUGUGUUGUGCCGUGCUUUGUGCCAGGACGGGGAUCCAUGGCGUUGUCGGCGCGACGAGGCUCGUGGUGGUAGGGCCGCGCGGGUGCCGGAUCCGGGAGACGCGGCAUGGCGCUCUUCCGCAAGUUCUUCUACCGCAAGCCGCCCGAUGGGCUCCUUGAGAUCACCGAACGCGUCUAUGUGUUCGAUUCUUGCUUCACAACUGAUGUCUUCGAUGAUGAUAAAUACCGGGAUUAUAUUGGUGACAUUGUUGCACAACUUCAGAGCCACUUCGCUGAUGCUUCAUUUAUGGUCUUCAACUUUCGGGAUGGAGACAGUCAAAGUUUACUGGCGAAUAUAUUAUCAAGUUAUGAUAUGGUAGUUAUGGACUACCCCAGACAAUACGAGGGAUGCCCUCUCCUUACAAUAGAAAUGAUUCAUCAUUACUUGAGGUCAGGGGAGAGUUGGCUCUCUCUGGGCCAGCAAAAUGUCCUAAUAAUGCAUUGUGAGCGUGGUGGCUGGGCUGUACUUGCAUUCAUGUUAGCAGGACUGCUGUUGUAUAGAAAGCAGUUCAUUGGUGAGCAGAGGACACUGGAAAUGAUUUACAGGCAAGCUCCUCAUGAACUGGUUCAGUUGUGGUCACCAUUGAAUCCUAUGCCUUCUCAGAUAAGAUACUUACAUUACAUAUCUCGGAGGAACGUGAGUUCAGAGUGGCCACCUCAGGACCGGGCCCUUACUUUAGACUGUGUUAUACUAAGAAACAUUCCAGGCUUCAAUGAAGAGGGAGGAUGUAGACCAAUAUUCCGUAUUUAUGGACAGGAUCCUUUACCUGCUACAAAUAACACACCUAAGGUGCUGUUUGCAACACCAAAAAGGAGCAAAUAUGUUAGGCUUUACAAGAAGGCAGACUGUGAACUGAUUAAGAUUGACAUCCAUUGCCAUAUUCAAGGUGAUGUUGUCCUUGAAUGCAUUAGCAUUGAUGUUGAUCAAGAACGAGAAGAGAUGAUGUUCCGAGUCAUGUUCAAUACAGCCUUUAUCAGAUCUAACAUUCUGAUGUUAAACCGUGAUGAAAUCGAUAUAUUGUGGGAUGCCAAAGAUCGAUUCCCGAAGGAAUUCAGAGCUGAGGUUCUUCUUUCAGAAAUGGACACUGCCAAUCAGUUAGGUCCCAUGGAGGUGGCAGGUAUAGGAGAGAAGGGGGGUUUACCAGUUGAAGCAUUUGCAAAGGUUCAAGAGAUGUUCAGCAAUGUGGACUGGCUAGAUCCAACUGGGGAUGCUGCAGUCCAGCUUUUCCAGCGACUUACUUCAUCAGAAAAUAUUCAGCUGAGGCAAGGAUUCUUGUCCCCAAGUAAGAAAGAAGCAGAAUCGUUAGAGCUUGGUUCAAUCUCUCCAAUAGACAAGCAUUUUGACAAUGUUCAACAAGAACCAAGCAAAGUUGAACACCCCACAGUCUAUGUGAACAAACUGGAAAAUGUUGGCCAAGAGAGAUUGGUCUUGUUGGAGCAAACCACUAAUUCUGAAGUUAAAACUGGAAUUUCUGUUGUCCAAGAAAAUCCUGGCUCUCUAGUUCACAAGGUUGACAGUAACGCAAAACAGUCAAUUUCACUGGAAAAGGCUGUUCCCUCUACCAUGAAAUCUAUUGAUCCAGUUCUUAAGGAUCAAAAUGCUAAACUUGAUGAGCAACAUGGUUCAGGCCAACACUCUUUUCCCACUAUAAUUAUGUCACAGCGAUUUCCAAUUUCUAGUUCAUGCCCUGCUCUUUCUGGCUACUCCAGUCCUAGAUUACUUUCAGCUUGUCCAAGAUUUAAUAGUGCACCUUCAGCCCUUGGAAUUACAGCUCUGUUGGAAGACCAUGCUGGAAGUGCUGAGAAUCGUUGUGGUUCAACUACUUUGACCUUUGACACAACAGGUACUCCUGUUGUAACAAAGGGUAUGCCACUGCUACGCCCUCCACCAUCGCCACUAGAUUUGCUGGUAUCAGAUUCUACUAUGAUGUCAGAAGCAAAAGGCUCAUCCCAACCUACCCUCAACAAUUCAGGCCUUCCAUCUCAUCCAGAGAGACAAUUGACAUUUCAGUCACUUGGAACUACUACUCCGGCCACAAAUCAUCAGAAAUCCUCAACUACUGUCACAAUUGAAUUGUUGCCAACUUCUGCUCCACCCCCACCCCCACUGCCCCCACCAUCAUCAGUUUUCAGUUCUAGGAUUUAUCAUCUGCCUCCAUCUCCAACUUCUUUCAGAUCUCCAGCGCCAGCUGCACCACAACCUCCACCUGUGCCACCCCCACCUCCACCUAUGCCUAGGCCUUUUCCUGUAAGGUCUCAUGCACCACAACCGCUGACCCCCCAACCACCUGCUUUGAGUUCAUCUCUUAUACUGUCAGGGACACCUCAAUCCCCACCUUCCCCACCGCCUUCUAGGUGCUCUCUCAGUAAACCUCCUGCACCACCACCACCACCACCACCACCUCCACUACUUGCUUCUACUUCAUCUACCAUUAGACCUGCUGCAUCACAUCUGCCUCUAUUUGCAUCUACUUCAUCUCCUGUUAGGCCUGCUGCACCCCCUCCACCGCCUGCCCCAACAUCAUCACCUAUUAGAGCUUCAGCAUUGCCUCCACCUCCACCACCUGGAACGAGCUCCAGUCCACGUCCACCCCCUCCACCAUGCUAUUCAUCAAAACAAUCAUCCAGCCCCAUGGGCAAAUCGAUGCCAUCACCUCCUGUUCCGCCACCACCCUCCCAUGGAGGACGCAAUGGAGCUUCUGGUAACAUUGUACCCCCGCCAGCACCCCCUGGCAGUAAUGCUAAACUGUUUGGUCCUCAGGGGCGUGGACCUGCACCUCCUUCAGGUCCAAUGUCAAAGAGCUUUCAAUCUGGCCAGGCUGUGUUGAGAAGGUCUAAUUUGAAGCCACUUCAUUGGGUGAAAGUAACAAGAGCAAUGCAUGGUAGUCUGUGGGCGGAGUCACAGAAGCCUGACGAAACUUUAAAAGCUCCUGUGUUUGAUAUGUCAGAAUUAGAAAAUCUUUUCUCAGCUGCACUGCCAAGUUCAGAUUCAAGGCGUUCAGAUAAGUCAGGCAGUCGUGCAUCUGGGUCGAAACCAGAGAAAAUUCAUCUUAUUGAUCUUCGCCGGGCUAACAAUUGUGGAAUCAUGCUUACCAAAGUCAAAAUGCCACUGCCUGACCUAAUGAGUGCAAUUCUGGCUCUGGAUGAUACUGUUCUGGAUGCUGACCAGGUGGAGAACCUUAUUAAGUUCACUCCAACUAAAGAUGAAAUUGAACUUCUAAAGGGUUACAAAGGAGACAAGCAAGUUCUUGGAGAAUGUGAGCAGUUCUUUAUGGAGCUUAUGAAAUUACCACGUGUAGAAUCUAAGCUGAGAGUUUUCUCAUUUAAGAUUCAAUUCCGUUCCCAGGUUUCUGACCUUAAGCGGAACCUGAACAUUGUUAAUUCUUCAGCAGAAGAGAUACGAGGUUCAGUCAAGUUGAAAAGGAUUAUGCAGACAAUUCUUUCUCUCGGAAAUGCAUUGAACCAAGGCACUGCUAGAGGUUCUGCUGUUGGUUUCAGGUUGGAUAGCUUGCUUAAACUUAGUGACACCCGUGCUCGUAACAAUAAGAUGACUUUAAUGCACUAUUUAUCUAAGGUGCUUUCUGAGAAACUUCCAGAACUUCUAGAUUUCCCGAAAGACUUGUCUAGCUUAGAGCUGGCAGCAAAGAUACAAUUGAAGUCUUUAGCAGAGGAAAUGCAGGCUGUCAACAAAGGACUCGAGAAAGUUGAGCAAGAGCUUACUACAUCUGAAAAUGAUGGUCCUGUGUCAGAGAUCUUCCGCAAGACACUGAAGGAUUUCCUCAUUGGUGCAGAAGCUGAAGUUAGGUCUUUGACUUCACUUUAUUCUAAUGUGGGCCGAAAUGCAGAUGCGUUAGCGCUUUAUUUUGGAGAAGAUCCAGCACGAUGUCCAUUUGAGCAAGUAGUUACAACACUCCAAAAUUUUGUGAGAUUGUUCACGCGUUCCCAUGAAGAGAACUGUAAGCAACUGGAUCUUGAAAAGAAGAAAGCUCUGAAGGAAGCAGAAGACAAUAGUAAACAACUGGACCUUGAAAAGAAGAAAACCCAGAAGGAAGCAGAAACAGAGAAAAUAAAGAAGAAAUCUGACAGUGAGAAAGCUUGUAAGAAAGAACUGGAAAAUGAUAAAUCUUCUAAGAAGGAUUCAGCAAAUGAGAAAGGCAAGCUUAACAAUCCCAUCAAAGAGCUAGAUAUAUCACUUCAAUCACCUGCACAAACUGCCAGUGCCAAAUGACGACCGUACCAGAUGAACUAACAGUAGCUUUUCCGAAAGAGGAAAACUAGUUUUGGCUGCUCCCAACAGUGCUUCCUUUUGACGAAUCAUGCAGGAUAAGGAAGCCGAAAACUGCACUUGUAAGCAUCAUAGAUUUUUUUUUCAAUUUAUAGAAAAAACAGAUUAGUUCUUGAUCAAUAAAGUAUAUAUUUCAGUCUUAGAUAAGUGCUAUUGUAUAGCCCAUUUCAUAGUAAUGUCUAUGUUCUGCAGUUAAUACGUUCUCAGGGGAUUGUCGAAGAAAUUAACCUGGCGACAAGCUGUACAGAUCUGACAUAAUAAUAGCCUUUUCUUUUGGGUAAUAAUAGAUUAUUCUUACAA